This is a messenger RNA of Camellia sinensis, 1926 nucleotides long. The record is from RefSeq and is a predicted model, not a curated record. NCBI's taxonomy places the organism in Eukaryota, Viridiplantae, Streptophyta, Magnoliopsida, Ericales, Theaceae.
CUUUCACUACAUUUCUUAUUACGGUAAGAGAAGAUAUAAAUAAGAAAAGACAUGCUUCAACUCCAUUGAAAUAGUUCUGUUAUUAUAUAUGCAGUGUGCACUCUUUUGGAAUAAUUGCUUUGAAAAAACCUGGAACCUAGAUAGUUCUUUCAUAACCAAGUGAGACUUCUCUUCAAUUUUGCCAUUUGGUGAGUUGAAAUCUUCAGAUUCAGUGCUCUCUAGACUGAAGUGUUAGUGAAAAAUUGUGGCAAUUUAUUAGAAUUAAUGAUAUCAAAUAUUAGGUACAAUUAUAGAAGUGAAAAAAAUGGUACAUUGGUUUAUUUAGACAUUUGAACACACCGAAGGAUAGAUUUAUGGUAACCUAUGUAUGUUUUGGUUGCUUAAGUUGUAUCACACACAAGAUUCUAUUUGAUUUCUCUUGUCUAUUCACUUUUGAUAAGAUGUCAUGAAUCAAAUAUAUGGACUUCUAUAAGAAAAACAUAAAUGCAUCUAGGAAAUUAUAAAACAAAAAAAACAGAACUGAGUGAGAUUUUAUAGAGAAUUUGAUAGAAUCCAUGAAUUCAAGAAUCAAAGAAUUUGCUAGCAUAAAAAAAGAGGAACAACCAGUGAGUCUUGAGAGGCACUGCUCAAGAUCCCUGUUUGGCAUUCAUUAGAGGAGAACCCAAAUACACUCAAAUUCAUAUUUAUAUAUAUAUAUAUAUAUAGAGAGAGGGAGAGGGAGAGAGAGAUUUUGUUGCUAGAACAUUAGAAGAAAAGGAAAAAAAAGAGAAAAAAUAGUGUUAUAGUUCAUAUUUAGAUGAACUGAUCUCGUACUAGAACCUAUUCCAAUUUCAGUUGACAUCAAUAUCUGUUGUUGUUUUUCUUUUUCUUUUCCUUAAAGGAAAUUAGCUUUGUGUUUGGUCACAUUGGUGCAAUAUAUUCCUGAACAGGUGAAUAUAUGGGUUCAGAGAUUGAAAUUGUUGAUAGAAUUGUAUACAAAAACAAGAAUCAGCACCGACGAUGCUCAUAUUUUCAGUACCUUCUAAAGGUGAGGAGAGAUUUGAGGCUUCUGCAAUCAGCUCACAUAGAAGAGAUUGUUAGCUCCUCCUUUCAAGUUAUCCAUGGGACAAAACCUAAGCAAAAGGUGCAGCUUUUAGAAAGUGUUGCAGUGAUGACAAGAACUUACCCUGAGGACUCUGGGGAACGGAAGGAGCUCAUUCUUCUCCAAAACAUAGCAAGCUACAUGUUUCUUGCUUGUGGUGCCGUUUAUCUUAUCUCGGGUCAGGGGGGUACUCAUAUUUGUUGGAACCUUGGUGGUGGGCUGGGAUGAUAACUAGUAAGUAUCAUUAAUUUGUUAUGCUUGGCUUCAAAGCUCCUCGUUGUUGUUGUUUUGUAAUUUUUUUUUUCCCUGUAUUUUUUUGCUUUGUGCUAUUUUGAAUCUUUCAGUUAAAAGAUUGCAGUGUUAGGACAUAAAUUUAAUCUUUUGCUUUAAAAGAUACAUCAGAAUGUUCUCUUUUACAGCAUGAAAAAUAUUGUUCAUGCUUUAUAUUUGGCCUACCUACCAACCUGAAUCUUUGAAUUUGGGUGUUUAUAAUAUGGGUGGUCCUUUAUUGACAACUUGUGCAUCAAUAUUUGUUAAUCUUAGAUUUUUCUGGGCUGUCCACUAAAUUGUGUAUUUAUUUGUUGAUUUGUGUUUAGAAAAAAUUGAUUGGUGUGGAAGUUGAAAAUUUUCUCUCAAUUAUUGCUUUUUCACAACUGUGGUAACAAGUUUUGUUGAUUAUGUGUGCUCUCAUUUUCAUUUUAUUUUUGAACAGAGUGUUAGGAAUAUUAAUUAGUGUCAACAACAUAUAUAUACACAUAAUCCUCGUUUUAAUGAUGCAAUUGGGAGUUUCUAAACCCACCACACACCCACCAUGUUUAUCUCUACACCUAUAUUCACAAAUUUUU